AUGGAGUCCCCCACCAAGGAGAUCGAGGAAUUCGAGAGCAACUCUCUGAAAUACCUGCAGCCGGAGCAGAUCGAGAAGAUUUGGCUGCGUCUAAGAGGACUGAGAAAAUACAAGAAGACAUCUCAGAGGCUGCGGUCUUUGGUGAAGCAACUGGAGAGAGGAGAGGCCUCCGUUGUUGACCUCAAAAAGAAUUUGGACUAUGCCGCCACGGUGCUUGAAUCUGUGUACAUCGAUGAGACCCGGCGUCUCCUGGACACCGAAGAUGAGCUCAGUGACAUCCAGUCGGAUGCUGUGCCCUCUGAAGUCCGGGAUUGGCUGGCCUCCACCUUCACGCGGCAGAUGGGGAUGAUGCUCAGAAGGAGCGAGGAGAAGCCGAGGUUCAAGACCAUCGUCCACGCGGUGCAGGCUGGGAUAUUCGUCGAAAGAAUGUACAGACGGACGUCGAACAUGGUCGGACUUAGCUAUCCUCCUGCUGUGAUUGAAGCGUUGAAGAAUGUAGAUACGUGGUCCUUCGAUGUGUUUACCCUGAACGAUGCCAGUGGAGAUCACGCGCUGAAAUUCAUUUUCUACGAACUGCUCACACGUUAUGAUCUGAUCAGUCGUUUCAAGAUUCCGAUCUCGGCUUUGGUUUCAUUUGUGGAAGCCCUGGAGGUGGGCUACAGCAAACACAAAAACCCAUAUCACAACCUGAUGCAUGCAGCCGACGUGACCCAGACCGUCCACUAUCUGCUAUACAAGACAGGGGUGGUGAACUGGCUGACGGAGCUGGAGAUCUUCGCAAUCAUCUUCUCGGCCGCCAUCCACGACUACGAGCACACCGGCACUACCAACAACUUCCACAUCCAGACGCGUUCUGAUACGGCCAUCCUGUACAAUGACAGAUCAGUCCUCGAGAGUCAUCACGUGAGCGCAGCCUACCGCCUUCUGCAAGAGGACGAGGAAAUGAAUAUUUUGUCCAAUCUCUCCAAAGAAGACUGGAGGGAAUUCCGCACCCUGGUGAUUGAAAUGGUCAUGGCGACUGACAUGUCUUGCCACUUCCAGCAGAUCAAGGCAAUGAAGAGCGCUCUCCAGCAGCCAGAAGAGAUCGACAAGCCGAAAGCCUUAUCUUUGAUGCUGCACACGGCAGAUAUUAGCCAUCCGGCCAAGGCCUGGGACCUUCACCAUCGCUGGACCAUGUCCCUGCUGGAGGAGUUCUUCCAACAGGGCGACAAGGAGGCUGAACUUGGACUUCCCUUCUCGCCCCUGUGUGACCGCAAAUCCACCAUGGUGGCCCAAUCUCAAGUAGGCUUUAUCGAUUUCAUCGUGGAACCCACGUUCACAGUGCUGACCGACAUGACAGAGAAGAUCGUCACUCCACUCCUUGAUGAGCCCCCCCAGACAGGGGCCACCGGGCAAAGACGUUCCAGUCUCAACAACCUCAGCCCUUCAGAAGCCAAGAGGAGCAGCGUGAAGAGCACCAGCUCUGAAGGAAGCAGCUCACUCAACAGCUCUGUCCUCGCCGUCGACUACAAAACCUUCAAGGCCACCUGGACGGAGGUUGUGCACGUGAACCGCGAGCGCUGGAAAGCCAAGGUGCCCAAAGAAGAGAAAGCCAAGAGGGAAGCUGAGGAGAAAGCCCGCUUAGCGGCGGAAGAGAAGACAAAAGGGGCAGAAGCAAAGACUCAAGGUGAAGAAGGUGCAUCGGGAAAGACGGAAAAGAAAAAGCCUCAAGUUGGGGAAAACAAAGACCCGGAAAGCCACAAAAGACAAGGGAGUGGCCCGCACACUAAUCAGAGUGAUUCCUCCCUCGGGAAAAAUCCAGCCAGAGCAGAAAAGCCAUCUGGGGAGAAGAAGAAAGUACAGAACGGUGAAUUACAGGGCGAUAAGAACAAGAUGAAACAGUCCAGUUCUGGAAGCGACUCUAAGAAGACAGAUGAUACGGAAGAGUAAAAAAAAAAAAAUCCUUAUUCCCCAAAACCAAGACCGAACAUGUCUUUCACCAAUUUAGCUGAGUCUUCUCCACCCUUCUCUCCUUCUUCCUUCACAAAGACUGUUGUUUGAGGAAGACAGCCACCUCUCAAACACCAAACAAACACACCCCAGAGCGGCCUCCUCCUCCUCUUCCUCUUCCUUCUCUUCCUCCUCCUGCUCGCUCACAGCGAAUGACUCUUAAGGGGCUUCGGAAGGGGCCUUAACGCUCCUGGGGAGGGGGCUAUAUCUCCCCAUACAGAAGAGGCCCAUAUCAGGACUCCUGGCUAUGACUCCACCUUGGGCAGAGGGGGCGUCACAUGCUUGCGAUAGGGAAGCGAUACACUGAAAGAGGCUUGGAAUAUCCCCAAACCAUUAUUAUUAUCCUUAACAUUGAAUAUUGUUAUUAUUGCUGUUAUUAUUAUUAUUAUUAUCAUUGUACUUAUGAUUGUGGCGGUGAUUAUUUUGAGACAUCUUUAUUGCACUGGUUUCCGGCCUGGGGCAGGAAGCUGUCUCCUGGUUUAACUACCAUCCGGAGGGCCUGGUGUUUUGCCAGAUGGAUGUUGAAUUCAGACUCCCCUUCACCAUUUCCCUCAGGCCCCGGAGACAGGGGAUUGGGGGGAAUGGCUGACCCGCUCUUCUCAGAGCUCCUCUGGAGGAGCGUUCUAAAGAGGUCCUCUGUCCUUUGGGAACCUUUAUCUGACCCUGGAUUCCUCUGGGGUCAGGUUUUUAGUAGCAUACCAGUGAGAGAGCCCCCCCACAUCUCAGACAUGUCAUUUGUUAGGGUACCAACCCCAUUUCCCUUUCCCCAAAAGGGGCUUAACUCUCCACUUCCCCACGCUCACUGUGAGGGAGAAGCCAGGAGACUAGGGAGGAACACAGAUGGACUCUCCUCAUUCAGCUCAGUGGGAUCGAUUUUCUAAACCCCCUGGGAAACUUUUACAGAAGAGAUUAAAGAAAAGUAGAAUGAAGUCUCGGAGUAGACAGGGAGAUCAGACAACCUUUAGGGGGUGAGCGCGAAGGCGUGAGGAAGCAUCUGAGGAGAGGAGACCCCCGGUUUUAACUCUUCAGAGAGGUUAGGAGGGGCCAGAGACACACCCUGAUGUCUGUGUCGUUGUUUCUAUUUUGUGUGAGAAUGCAGUUAAAAUUCAUUCUUCCCAGUGGGGUGGAGGGUGUCGUAGGGUGGUCUGGGCUUUGGUCCGGACUUUCCCAGAGGUUCUCAUUGGAACAGAGAAAGUAAAUCCAACCCUACUUCCAACCCCAGUGAGGCUGGGACAGGUAAUUGAGACCUCACCUCCACCCCUCGACCCCAUUCCAGGUAAGGUAGCCUAACCAGAGGUGAAAGAGAGAAGCAGUGGGCCCUAGUGGAUAGAGCAUGGGCCUG
Tachyglossus aculeatus (Australian echidna) is the source of this 3331-nucleotide messenger RNA. RefSeq names its product phosphodiesterase 1C (gene PDE1C). The coding region runs from base 1 to 1929 and encodes 642 amino acids. Gene Ontology annotation, biological process: signal transduction. The transcript is spliced from 17 exons. Gene Ontology annotation, molecular function: 3',5'-cyclic-nucleotide phosphodiesterase activity. Lineage: Eukaryota; Metazoa; Chordata; Mammalia; Monotremata; Tachyglossidae. The record is from RefSeq and is a predicted model, not a curated record.